AUGUUCGCCGACGACUUGGUCAUUUCAGCGACGAGUGAAAAGAACUUGGAAGCACAGCUCAGGAAGUGGGAGAAGGCACUCGAGGGUCGAGGGCUAAAAGUGAACAUGAAGAAGACUGUCGUCAUGAGAAGCAGCAAAGGAGCAAGAAGAAAGCUAAACAUCAAAGAGGAGAGCGGCGCAAAGUACGACCAAGUUGAUGAGUUCAAGUAUCUCGGCAGCACGAUGGCAAGUGAAGGAAGAUAUGAGAGAGCAGUGAAAGACCGAGUGAAGGCAGCGUGGGCCAAGUGGCCCACGCUGCCAAACUUGGGCCUUAAGAAAGAAAGAAGAGAGCCUGCUGCAGAGAACGGAAAUGCUGAGGUGGAAGUUGGGAAUCAGUCUAAGAGAGUAGAGAACAAACGAAGAGGUGUUAGCUGA
Messenger RNA from Penaeus chinensis, 414 nucleotides. RefSeq lists its product as uncharacterized. The transcript is spliced from 2 exons. Lineage: Eukaryota; Metazoa; Arthropoda; Malacostraca; Decapoda; Penaeidae. The coding region runs from base 1 to 414 and encodes 137 amino acids. The record is from RefSeq and is a predicted model, not a curated record.